AAAUAAGAUAAUGCAUUAAAUCGCUUCAAAAGUAGAUCCCCAAAUUUUCAUCUCUUGCAAACCCUAGAAGUUCAUUUUUACAUAAUCAAGAUCAAAAUGUCAGACAACAUACCUUUCGAAAUCCAAGUGGAAAUUGUGAGAAGGCUUCCUGUCAAAUCAUUGCUUCAAUGCCGAUCUGUCUCCAAAGCCUGGAAGUCUCUGAUCGAUAGCUCUCCUUUUAUUGCUGGUUAUAACGGCAGCUCUCAUGGCUUGUUGUGUUUGAAUGGUUCCGGUGACAACCCUGAUACGGACAUGGCUGUUAUUUGGAAUGUUUCAAUUAGAAAAGCGGUUGCGGUUGUCAUACCUAAUGUGGGGUUUGAGAUUUAUGAAACCAAUUUAUAUGAAACCAAUUUAGGUUUUGGGGUUUGUCGUGUGACUCUUGACCCUAAGAUCAUCAAGAUUACACAUUUUAAUGGAUAUGCCAAUAUGCGAGGUAUAAGUAGGGAUGAGACUGUAGACCCUUGGCAAGUUCAGGUUUUUGCAGUAAGUACUUGGUCUUGGAGAAGCCCAUAUAACAAUCUUCCUCGUAAAUCAAUUAAAUUUGGUUAUUCCACCAUAGUUAUAGACGGGUUUCUUUAUUGGCUUGCUAUUGAUAGGUUUACUCUUACUGGUGCAAUCGCUAAGUGUAAUCUUAUCAUUUCAUUUGACAUUACAAGUGAAGAGUUUAGAGAAGUAGGCCUCCCGAAUAGUUUAGCACACCAAUGUAGUCGUAAUAUGAAAAUUUCUAAGUUAAGAGAGUCUCUUGUUGUGCUUGAACAUGGUGCAGAAGCCAAUAAUGCAAUUUUCAGUGUAUGGAUGAUGGGGGAUGGUGUUCCACAAUUGUUUACAAAGCUAUUCACAUUUAAUGUUAACGCACCACAUGGUGCAACAAUAAGGGGAUUUAGGAAGACAGGUGAGCCUAUAAUUGAAAUUGUAGAAGACCAUGGGAUUUCCAAACUUGUUGUUUAUGAACCCCACUCAAAACAGAUUGAUAAUCUAGGGUGUGAUGGUUUAGAUUUUUUUUGUCAAGUGCAUCCCUACAUGGAAACACUGCUUCUUCUUGAUCAGCCGGAUAGAAAUAUUUUAUAACAAAGGUAAACCUGCAUUUUAGAGUGGACAACUUAGAAGUAUAACAGAAGAAGGCUUUUCUUACAAGCUACAUAUAAAGCAAUAGCUUGGAAACACUUCAGGUACUCUAUUUGUGCAAUACAAGAUGAUCUUCAAAUUUCAAGAUGGUCUGGAUUGUUAGCCUACAUCACUUUUUAUUUGGUAUGUUGUUUAAUCACCUUAUGUUUUGGGACUGAAUUUAGCUAUUCUAGGCAUUUUGCAUAUGUAGAAUGUCUAUUACUUCUUCAA
This is a messenger RNA of Helianthus annuus (common sunflower), 1374 nucleotides long. Its product is annotated as F-box protein At3g07870. The coding region runs from base 97 to 1107 and encodes 336 amino acids. Gene Ontology annotation, molecular function: protein binding. The transcript has 2 exons. The record is from RefSeq and is a predicted model, not a curated record. Lineage: Eukaryota; Viridiplantae; Streptophyta; Magnoliopsida; Asterales; Asteraceae.